This is a messenger RNA of Medicago truncatula (barrel medic), 1612 nucleotides long. RefSeq names its product titin homolog. NCBI's taxonomy places the organism in Eukaryota, Viridiplantae, Streptophyta, Magnoliopsida, Fabales, Fabaceae. The transcript is spliced from 3 exons. Bases 204 to 1226 code for a protein of 340 amino acids. The record is from RefSeq and is a predicted model, not a curated record.
AACACAACAUCAAAACUCUCUUUCUAUCAUCCAACCGUCACUCCCAUUCUAAAAUUCCCUCUCUCUCUAAGCUUCUGCUCCUGAAGUUGGAGCUCUCUCUCUCUCUCUCUCUCUCUCUAGAUUGUAGCUUCUCUCAUCCUCUCUUAUCUUCUUUAUUGUUGGCUUAACUCACUCAAGUGUAAUCUUGUCCUCUUCAAUUCAAGAUGCACAAAAAAUGGGCUUUGAAAUAUCGACUAGAACAAAAUGGGGAUCAGCUCCUUGAGGCCCCAGAUGUUAACGCUGAGAUUAUCCCAAAUGCAGCCAUUGAUCAGCCCCUUGAGGUCCCAAAUGUGAACCCUGAGAUCAAAAAUGCAGCCGAUGAUCAUUCCCCUGAGAUCAUUGAUGUCCCCUCUGAGCUCAUUGAUGUCAAUGUUGAUAUGCCUAAUGCAUUUAAUAAGAAGAGGUCUCUAGAGGCGGGUGAGGACGACUCGGACUAUGAGCCAAACAAAAGAGGCCGUAACGAUGAUGUUGAUUCAUCACAAGAGAUCAAGGACACAGACUCAGACACCGAUUCAUUGCAGGUAAGCAAGAGCGCAGAUGCAGACACCGCAGGAGGCUCAAAGGCUGGAUCACUUUAUACGAAUGAACAAAGUGAUGGCUUAGAAUAUGCAAUUGACAAAUAUAGAAAACUUGGGCUCAAAAUUGGUCCUGAAAUGUGGAAACGUAUUAGGUCGGAUCGAGAUUAUUCCACUUUACUAAAAGGUCGGACUGACAGUUCUUUUCGAAACAGACAUAGGUCUAACAUAGAGAAAGGGAGAAUUCCUCCUAUUAAGAAGGAAAAUGAAAUUUUUGAGAAGCAUGGGUUGGACAUUGCUGCACACAGAAAGAUGAUCCAAGAGAAGGAUAAGAGGAAUGAGGAAAAGGUGGAGAAGGAAAAUGAAAAUUGUGAGAAGCAUGGGUUGGACAUUGCUGCAUACAGAAAGAUAAACCAAGAGGAGAAUAAGAGGAAUGAGGAAAAGGUGGAGAAGGAAAAUGAAAAUUCUGAGAAGUAUGGGUUGGACAUUGCUGCUAUUAGAAAGGUGAUCCAAGAGGAAAAUAAGAUCAAUCAAUCAGUUAUUGCCAAGGAGGUCACAAAUUCUGUUAUUAACAAACUCGCUCCUGAGUUUGAUGGGACGAUUCAUAAGGCUGUAAACAAGACACUUGGAAGCCUUUUCACUAGUCUGUCCAAGGUUUAUUCUGAGAAGUGAUGAUGUGGUGCUUAAUGUUCUUGCUUCAUGAAACUUUUUUGCUGUAACAUUACCACUUGAAGAUGUGGUAAGGUUUACCAUGCUAUGUGAAUCUUGUCUUUGCUUGUAAGUUGUAACUAAUACUCUUCUAAAUCCAUUUUCAAUACUUAGUUUUCAUGUACACGUUAAAGUACAAUUUAGUAGUUUACAGUAUAUGUGUAUUACUGUCAACAAGUAUGUCAAUUUUGAUAAAUGGAUAAAUGGACAGACAUGUAUAGUCUAACCUUUGAAAAGUGGCAAGGUUGGAUAAGUAGACGCGUUUCCUUCAACUUUCUCGCAUGCGCAUCAUUAAUCCAGGUUACAUUUUUUUGUUUUGUUUUUGAGGGGACCUUCUUAGCUUGUUAUUU